AAGAACUGUGAUGCUCAAUCUCCCGUGAUGCAAGCUGAUGCAGAACAUGGAGGCUGAUGGAAAGUCAGUAUUAAAAUAGCAGAACAGGGGAAGGUCAAAACAUUGAAGAAAUCUAGGAAGGACAUUGUAACAAAAUGUAAAUUGCAUACAUUUUGCUGUUUGUUCAUUUUGCCUUCAGAAGUUGUGGAUCCAUCACUGGAGAUUUUUAAGAGAUUGGACAACCAUUUAUCUGAAACAGUAUAGGAUCUCCUGCUUAAGCAGGGGAUUAGAUAAGACAUUCCACCCUUCCAACUGUUAUUCUAUUAUCUUGGUAGCUUGAACAAAAAUACAUGCUUCAAUUGACUAAUUGCAAGCCAACUGACAAAGUAGUUCAAAAGUUCAACUUCUGCAAUUUACAGUUAUUACUUAUUCUACUAACUUCAUCACUCACUACUACAUUUCCUUCUACUGGACAAUCCAAAGCCCGCUUAUGAAGCAUCCAUCUAUUUGGUGUGCUUUUCCUGUCUAUGUGAGAUGAUGCAAUAAUUGCCUUUUAUAGUAGCUUUCCCUCAGUAGUCUUACGCAACUUAGCUACCUCUUUGACGUUAUGUGUCAUUCUGUCCUCGAGCUGGUUCUUAGUUUUACACAAUUUCCACUGGGCUGAAUAGAAAUUCCGCUUGACAAAAACACUUCCAAGUCGCGGUCGAAUUUCCCAGCCAUGCUUUGCGCAAGAGUCUAACUUCUAGAUUCUUUUAGCCCCUUUUCAUGCAUUUAAGAGCUUUCCCAGUCCAAGCUAGGAGGAAUUGGGCACGGCAGCCUCUUCCUUCCUGCCCAGAAGGACAUUAUACGCUCUGAACCCCAUCUCCCUUACGCCCACCCCCACGGGCCGCCCAUCUAGGGCUUCUCCUCUUCCUCCGCCCCGAUCACACCUGGGAGGGUGGAGCGAGGAGAGCCGUCGCCCUUCCAUUGGCUUGUUUCCUGUGGGGUGAGUGGGGUGGAUCUCCCCGCCAGGCUAAGCGGGGAGCAUCGUUGCUUCGCCAGACGGGAAAUGGCAGGCUAGACGGUCUUCUUUGGACCGUCGCGCUACUACGCUUCCCUGCAUGCUUCUGGCCCGCCGAACGCUGGGGGAAGGGGAUGGAAUCGCUCGGUGCACUCUGGGAGUUGUAGGAGCGGCAAACAGAGCCCUGCUCACUUCCCAUCGGCCCUUGCGCCCUGCUGCCUGGGGCGGAGGCGGAGGAGGGAGGAGGGGGAGGAGGCGGAGGCGCAGAGAGGUGGCGUUGCGGCAUCCAGCGGCAGACGUCGGCCGGGGUUACUCGGAGCCGCGGAUUUACUCAGCCUGAGGCCCUUCCCGCCGCUGUCGAUGUGAGCAAGGCGGCCCUCAGGGAAGGACAGGGAGGGCGGGCGGGGCCGUGUGUGGGUGGGGCCGGCUCGGUGGGGAUCCUGCCUUCUUCCCGCUCGGCUCCAGAGGAACGGCGCGACUGAAAGCGCUGCUUCUCGGAGAGUAAGGUGUUGCGUCAACGGUACCGCCGGCCUCUACCCAGCCUGGCCCGACCUGGGCUGCCGCCGCCUCCUCCUCCUCCCUCCGCUCCCAGCGCCUCUCCUUGAGCCGUUGCUGUCAGGCCGGCGCGCACGCGCGCCAUCUCAGCCGCCUGCCGGCACGCGCCGAAACCACAAGCAGCGAAGCCGGCGCGCCCGCAACUUUAGCCCGGAGCCUCCUCUCUCCUCCUCCUCGAGUAACAUCGAGACGCGAAAGCCUGCGCCCGAGCGAAGUUACCCACGCAAAGGCAACUGCGGAGAUAUGAAGAUCAAAGAUGCCAAAAAACCAUCUUUUCCAUGGUUUGGAAUGGAUAUUGGUGGAACGCUAGUGAAACUUGCAUAUUUUGAACCUAUAGAUAUUACUGCAGAAGAAGAGCAGGAAGAGGUUGAAAGUCUGAAGAGUAUUCGCAAAUAUUUAACAUCAAAUGUGGCCUAUGGGUCCACUGGUAUUCGAGAUGUCCACCUUGAACUUAAAGACUUGACACUGUUUGGACGAAAGGGAAAUUUGCACUUUAUCAGAUUCCCAACGCAUGACUUGCCUACUUUUAUUCAAAUGGGAAGAAAUAAAAACUUUUCCACACUACAUACGGUGCUUUGUGCCACUGGUGGUGGUGCUUAUAAAUUUGAAGAAGAUUUUCGCACAAUUGGAGAUCUUCAGCUGCACAAAUUGGAUGAACUUGAUUGUCUCGUCAAAGGCUUGUUGUAUAUAGAUUCUGUCAGUUUUAAUGGCCAGGCAGAAUGCUACUAUUUUGAAAAUGCAUCAGAACCUGAAAGAUGCCAAAAGAUGCCUUUUAACUUAGAUGAUCCAUACCCUUUGCUGGUUGUAAACAUUGGCUCAGGAGUCAGUAUUUUAGCAGUUCAUUCCAAAGACAACUACAAGAGAGUGACCGGAACAAGUCUAGGUGGCGGGACCUUUCUUGGUUUGUGCAGUUUACUGACCGGAUGUGAAAGUUUUGAAGAAGCUCUAGAAAUGGCAUCCAAAGGCAACAGCACGCAAGCUGACAAGCUGGUCCGGGAUAUUUAUGGGGGAGACUAUGAACGGUUUGGCUUACCAGGAUGGGCAGUGGCAUCUAGCUUUGGGAAUAUGAUCUACAAAGAGAAACGGGAGUCUGUCAGCAAAGAAGACCUGGCUAGAGCAACCUUGGUUACUAUCACCAACAACAUCGGAUCUAUAGCACGAAUGUGUGCUGUAAAUGAGAAAAUAAACCGUGUUGUCUUUGUUGGUAACUUUCUACGUGUGAAUACUUUAUCAAUGAAGCUUUUGGCAUAUGCACUGGAUUACUGGUCCAAAGGCCAGCUGAAAGCUUUGUUCCUUGAACAUGAGGGGUACUUUGGAGCAGUUGGUGCCCUCCUUGGAUUGCCAAAUUUCAGCUGAAGCUCAAAGUACCACAAUACUGAAUUGUUCUCUACCUUUCUGGCAUUAUUACAUAAUUGUUUUUAUAUCAACUGGAAGAGCGGAAGGGCUGCAGUCUUUCUAUAAAUGUCUUUAACAGAAGGAUAAAACUAUCUCAUUGUUGACAUCUGGGUGCUCCUAUAAGAAGCACUUGGUAGUGGAGUUGAAUCUCUAAUCCAUUUCAUCAACAUUCUCCAACUUGAUACCCCUUCUAAUUUCUCAGCUAGUAUAGCGGUUAAGUAUGUUGGUUGCGAUACAUAAAUAAAGGAUAUCAAGCUGGGGAAUGCCGUAAUAGACAUUUAAUACUCAGCAUAUGUCUUAAACUCAAAGACAUAAUCUUAACUGUCUAGACCCUUCAAUACUAAUCCUGUUUUGCUUCAAAACUAUUCUUAAGCAAUUGGAUUGCAUGUAAUUGGACAAGGUUUGACAUAGCCUUGUGCUCAGAGUUCAUUUAGAUUUCCAGUCAACUCCAAAACUUCAUGAUUGUAGCCAUGAAUGAAGAAAGGAUCUUUGAUGCAAGGUAUUGUGUUUCAAUGCAAGUAAGUUACAGCAUGUUGAAAUACUUAUUCAGGCAUCAGUGUUAAGUUUCCAAACAUUAAACGUAAAAACAUCAGCAACGGUUUUGUACAAUUGAUUUAAUGAAUUAAACAAUCAAGCACGUGUGUGUAACUACCAAGGGUAUAAACCAGACGUUACUUUCAGCAGUUUCAAAAAGUGACAGUAAAAAAAUAUCCAUAUAUCUCAGAAUUACUUCUGUAAACAGUGCCAGCAGAUACGACUGAAAUCAAAGCAGCAGUGGUGUGGCAAAGGCUGGAAAGACAGAUCUAAUAAGACGUCUUUGGUGUGACUUCCCAACUCCAAGAAAGUGAGUUGAUCUCAUUGAACCUUUAUUGACUAAGAAUAUUAAGUUGGGACUAGGUUGUGUCCUUAAACCAUUAUGGCAGCUAUAGAGGUUGAACUGCAGAGUCAACAGUUCCAGUCUUUUCAUUGUACCCAAGUAAACUGUUCCAGUGGUGCAACAGUGUGGCCUUGAGAUAAACUCCUAUACUUACUUUAUGCCAUUUGAGAUCCAGUUGUGAAGUUUACAAUAGUGGCGUAUUUAAUAGACUGCUGCAACAAAGCUUACUGUAAGACCUCAGCAAAAAAGAAUAAUCUCAGAAAAGAAACUUUCUAUGCACAAGGAUGUAAUUAUUGUAUCCUGGAGGAAUAUGCAGUUACCCAAUCCAUGAAUUAAAUUUUCUAGAAGGGAAUCUACCCCUGUCUGGAAUUCACCUGAGUUUUAGGUACUGCUUAUUUUACUUGUUAAGAUGAUAUACUAUUUUGACACAUGAAUAUUUCAUACAGCAAUAUCUAUAUGAAAAUAACUCCAGCAUUCUUGGAAUUUUGGUUGGUUUAGGUGUUUUUUUAAAAAAAUCAUUUGUCUAUAAUUAUAUUUCAAUGCUUAGGAUUAGUAAUUGGCUUGUAGUAUGUAGCAAUCACUUAAAAAUAUUUUCUGCUUUUAGAAUUUUGAAAUGAAUUAUCUCUUUAUAGCACAGGGCAACAUCCAGAGAUUGUAUGUAUCUCACUGGUUUGAGGAAAUCAGAAAAUACAACUUCAGUAAAACAAAACAAAAAAAAUCUCAUCAUAGAAACAUUAUACUUGAUUAUUUUAACCCCAGCCCAUUUCACAAAGUAUAACGAUUAAUUCCAAAUUCAUACCAGGAAAUUAAAAAAAUAUUGUUUUUUUCAUUUUGAGUUUUGAAACAACAGAAGUGAACAGUUAUUGUCUGCCUUUCCUGUUGUGAAGAGAUAUUUUUGGCACUACUAAAACUACUAUAUAUCAUAGUUCAACAGAUUUAGAUCAUGGUAACAUCGUAGUUUGGAAUAAGCCCCAUAAAUGAAUGCAUUGGCAAUUUUUAUGUUAGACAAUUUCUAUUUUUAUUUUUGCAUUAUAUAAUUGCAUUUAUAAGAACAGCACUUUUACAAAAACGCCAUUGCAAUGCUACAAAAUUCUGUCAUUGUUUAUGUGAAUUCAUGCUGUUAGCAAGCUCAUCUAGCACUGUUGUAAGAAGCUUUUUUGGUUUGGGAGUAGCAGAGAUUUUUCCCGAAAAGGUAAAGGAGCACUCAGCUUUUUGGGGAGAGGAGAAAAUGUUUGGUAAGCCAGGAGGGGGACUUCUUUUUUCCUUUCCUUCAGAGGUUCCGAGUGUGGCGCCUCUUUAGUCCCAACAGUUAACACGAGUGCCUUAAGGUUCCUUUUGGCGGUUUCAGUGACAUACUGAGCUUUUUCUGAUUCUGAAUAUUGGCAGCUUUCAAACAAAAUUCGCCCAUGAUAUUGCAUUUUUUCUCCCCCCCCCCCCCAAUUUUAUUUUCAGUUUUAGUCCUAAAGUCCUUUCUGGUAAUUACAAUGUUCUACCUCUGGGCUUAGGGGAUGUAUGGAUAGAUUGAUAAACACAAUCUCUCAAAAUAAGAGCACGCUGGCUGCUAAGGAGACAGUUUUUAUUUCUUAAGACAGAUCAUGUGCUGUUGGAGCUAAUAAAAUUUUCAGGAGUGAUUCCAUUAAGGCAGUGGUUCUCAACCUUUCUAAUGCCGCGACCCCAUAAUACAGUUCCCCAUGUUGUGGUGACCCCCAACCACUUAUACAUCACCGGGUGCCAGGGGCGUGGCCAAAGAAAAGGGGGAAAAAAUGGCGGACAGCCUUGUCUGGCGACCCCCGUGAAAUGGUCGUUCGACCCCAAAUGGGGUCCCGACCCACAGGUUGAGAACCACUGCAUUAAGGUAUAGUUGGAUAAGGUGUCUCAUAUGACCGUCCCUUAUUAACUACUGAAUUUGAGCAUUAAUGGACCAGUCUUUUCCUCCCCUACAUUCCUUGAUUUAGUUCUCAUUUUUAUAUUGCUUUUUUAAGCAUUCCAUGAAAAACACAAGAUGGUAUAAAAACCAGAUCACUCCUUUUAUCCAUUUCAGAAUAUAACAAGAGUGGUCCUGUUGAUUUGUUAUAAGGCUGCAGUGUGGAUUGAUUGCACAGUCUUUUUGAAUCUCACUGAUAAAAUGGAUUGAGAGUAGCGUGUUGGCUCUUUUCACUCUACUGCUCCUUAUAUCUUCAAUAGUCAGAUUGUAUUGUGACCGAUUGCAAAUUCUGUUUACUGUUUUGCCAACCCCAAGCAUUAUAAAAUCUUACAAUUUGAUAGAAUGCAUAUAAAACCAAACUGCAUUUGAUCAGUGUUCCUUACGUAUUUUGGAUUUGGUUUGUUGGCUGCAAUGGAAAUGUUUCAGGUUUAGCACGAUGUAGUUUAAGAUGAUCAUCUCCAAAAUACGCAUCAAAACAUUGUUAGCUGUGGGGUGGUUUUUGCUUUUUUUGUUUUGUUUUGUUUUGUUUUGCAAUAUGCUUUCAUGGAAUAGAUGUGAACCAGCAACAUGCUGAAUUUUAAUGUAUAUGUACUUCUAUGACACCGUUGAUUUUUAAAGUUAGGUCUUUGGAUUAAAAAAAAUGAUUUUACUUAGAGCCAGUUGAAUAAUCAGUCUCCUAACUAUUAAUGAAUUGUUUUGUAAAUAGUAUAGUUAUAAUUUAAGUGCUGAAUUCAGUAUGUUUUACUAGGUAAUUGCAUAAUUUAGAAUUUUUAGCUUUCUAAAAAGUCAGCCUCCUUUUAGGAUCCAGGAUUUUUGUUCUUAAAUGGAAAUUAAAUAAUGCUGUAUGGAUGGUAGAAUUUUAAAAAGUAGAUAGGGAUUAUGACUAUAAAGUAAUGUGUCAUUAAAAGUGAUACCUUUCACUACCAUUCUAAUGAGCUAUAAUAAAUCUAGCUUUACUUUAAGUAUAGAAUUUUGAUAAAACACAAUGAACAUUCUUACUUCUUUGAGCGAUACUUCCCCCUCUGCCUCUCCCAUCCCUAUCCUUGUUGUCCGCAUGUUAAACAGUAGCAUCAACGUAUUUAUACCUGUUGUAAAUUAAAAGUAACUUAAGCUUUGCAAACCUUCUGUUUUGGGAAACAAAGACCCUUCCUUGAUUCAGAAGCGACCUCCUUUUAAGUAUGUUUUAUUGCAUUGCAACACAAUAUAAGUGUUCUUACUCCAAAUAAUAUUCUUUAUUAUCAAAGGGGAAAUUAGUAGGAAGCCUGCAAGCAAGCAUACUAAGGUAAACACCUUAGCAAUUUUUUUCCUUAAAAAUUAACAUUUUGGGACAUGUUAGAGAUGCAAGAAGUAUCCUUGGUCAGUUGUUGGUCACGUGACUCAGACGUGCAUUAAUCAAUCUAUUUCUAAAGGUUUUGCCAAAUAUUUGAACACAAGCCUUACUUCUACAAAUGAUGAUGAUUCACAUCUCUUACUAGCUUUACUGUGUAUUUUGUACAUAGGGGACAAAUGGAGAGGAAUCCAGAAAGCUGCCUUUUAUUAAUUCAGAAUGUUCUCCAUCUUAUUCAGUAUUACCAACAUGGACUGGCAGCGUUCUUCCUCAUUGGGUCAGUUAGGGGUCCUUAUCAGUUUUACAGCCCCUCUAUUCUUCACCUGCAACCUCUGGGUUACUUGAAACUAAACUAUGAAAGGAGUGCCUCAAUUACUUAACCACAACUAGAACUUCUCAUGAAACAUAAGGCUGAGAACACCAUAACUUUGUGCGCCCACGCUACGGGAAGGUUAAGAUCAGUUUGGCUUUACAGUAUUUUUAUCCUUGGUAUGAUGUAGGCCAGUUUGAUAUAGGACAAGAACUAGUGCUGCCUUAUCUAAAUAGGAAAGCAACAGCAUAGAACUCCAUCCUCAGUCACACCCUUUGAAUUGUACUGGACUGCUUCAUGAAAAAGCAGAAUUCACAGCUUUGGGUUGCACAACAUGUGCCCAAGGACCUGCUUCUAAAGUAACACCUGGAACUUGUUCUAAUAAGAGUUUGGGAGAGAGGCAAAGCUGUGGAAAGGAAUUCUGGUUACCUUCCAGAUGGGUUGGACUGCAGCUUCCCUUAUUUCAAAGGUUUGAACGCUGGGUUCCCAACAAAGAGUAUUUAAAAAUACUCUAGCAAGCCCCAGUUCAAACAAUUUGGCCAGAGGAAAGGGCGCUGUGUGUGUGUGUGUGUAUAAGCACAUGAGUCCUGUUCCUUGUUUGCUUUGUGCUAAAUCACAUUCAACUGUUAAAAUGAAAAACUUGCAACAGUCCUGGAAUUGUAGCUACCUUUAUGUACUGAACAGUUAAGGGUUCUUAAUAAUGAAAUAACGAUUACUUUAAAUGUAUUAGCCAAUAAAUGGGAGAAAAAGUACUGUAAAUGGCAAUCUCUUCUAUUCCCUCCCUCCUUCUCACUUUUUUCUGCUUCCUUUCUACUUUCUCAGACUAGAAAAAUGAGGGAGAUGUGUAGCAGGAUAUAGGCAGCACGGUAGGAAGGAUUAGGCCCAGGAGCUUCCUGAAGGGGGUGCAAAAACAUAUCCAUACCUCCUUAUGGCUUUGGCCUCUCCUUUUGGACAGGAGAAGUUUCCUGGCAGAAGGGCAGUUCCCUACCUGGCUACCCUGAAUUCUCCCUUGUGUUUCUGCCCAAAUGUCUCUAAGGUAAAUGCCAGGAGGCAGCUAUACUCUGGCCGAUAAUGCCACUGCUGCUGCUGCUCUUUCUUAAUAAUUCACCUGCUGAUUCAUCCUAGUCUUUGGCCUGUUAGAAGGAGGGAGGGAAGGAAGGAAGGGAGAACAAUAUCAUUCCCACAAAUGAUCUACUUGGGCCUAGUCACCAUCACCACCAGGCCACUGAGCAAAAGAGGGGAUGAUGUGGCUGCUUCUCUGAUGGUGAAAUAUUUUUUGCGUACCAUAUUUUGUGCCCUCUUUUUGUUAAGGUGUCCUGAAGGGAGGUAGAAGUAGACUACAAAUGACAUAAGCAGGCUUUAUGAAAUGCUUGUUUAAAGUCAAAUGUAGGUAAGACCCUUAGUGGCCCUAUAUGAGGGGCAUGGAGAGAAACAAUCACAAAUUAGUCUAAGAUAAAACUAUUUCUCUUGAUCUUACUUCAGGCUCUGCAUUUUGUAGUCAAGAGUUUGUCAUAAAACACUGUAAUUAGCAUAUGUGUGAUAAAAUAACAGAAUUUUAUUUCCAGAGUUUCAAAGUUUCCUAAGUUUAUCAGUCAUUGUAGUUCAGGUGUAUUUGUGCAAAGACCAUGAUUUAACCAACUUAUCCCAUAUUACCGUAUAUGCCGGCGUAUAAGACGACUUCUGGAAGCGUAAACUCGGCGCCAAAGACGGGGGUCGUCUUAUACGCCGGAAAUACUGGUAGUUUCCGGCGUAGAAGACAACGUUCUAGGAAUGCGGCUUGGCGAUAAAGACGGGGGUCGUCUUAUAUGCCGGGUCGCCUAAUACGCCGGCAUAUACAGUAAUUGAAUCCAUUGCUAAUGUUCCCUACCAUUUUUAUUGUGAAAAGAAUUUUUUAAAAUUUCUAUUGUAUUUUGGUUAAACCUUUCAUUCCAUAAAACUAACUAAAAAUUGCAGACAGAGUUUUUCUGGAAUCAGAAGGAAUUUAACUAUUCAUUUUAGCAGUGAAAAGAAACGCAUUUUAAGCAAUAGUUAACAUGCUGCAGUUAGUGAUAAUUACUGAGGUUUUUUUUUUUAAAAAAAAAAGGUUUCAUAGAUGGCCUGGUUUCAAUAUUGAGAACACUUUAAUAUCCAUGUUAUUUAGAAAUAGAGAAGAUACCCUUCAUAUUUCCCAGCAAAGUUGGCAUUUUAACUUUUUUUUAAAAAAAAAGAAAAAAAAUCUUAAGUGACUAAAAUUGUAUCUAGAAACUCCCAUGACAAGCUCUUAUUUCCAAAAUGUGUAUAUAAUAUACUGUGAGAACCAUUUGUCAUAUAUUGCCUUAUUCUGUUGCAGUAAACUCACUGUCUAGGCUUUUUAGGAUUUUGACAAUGGUGUGAAAAUGUACGUUUUGCAAAUUUAAAUCAUAGUUACUAAAUUAUUUAACAUAUAUUUUGUAAAUUGUUUUAAUUUAUUUUGAAUGUCAAAGCUUUUCUGUACUGUUUUCGUGCAACCAAAUAAUGGAAACCUAUGCUGCAUUCAUUCCCGUCAGAAUUGUAUAAAAAUUCCUGACAGCUUGCAUGAGUAAAUGUGAAAUCUAAUUUUGUUGUUCAAUAAUGGGCUUUUUUGUGUGUGUGUUUUCCUAGCUUUAGUGUUCUGUAGACAGAAUUUUAUUUUUUUUCUAAAUAAAAGUCGAAUGGAUGGUUCCCUCUACCA
Crotalus tigris (Tiger rattlesnake) is the source of this 10056-nucleotide messenger RNA. Its product is annotated as pantothenate kinase 3. The transcript is spliced from 7 exons. The coding region runs from base 1778 to 2890 and encodes 370 amino acids. Gene Ontology annotation, molecular function: pantothenate kinase activity; ATP binding. Gene Ontology annotation, biological process: coenzyme A biosynthetic process. Lineage: Eukaryota; Metazoa; Chordata; Lepidosauria; Squamata; Viperidae. Gene Ontology annotation, cellular component: cytosol; nucleus. The record is from RefSeq and is a predicted model, not a curated record.